UCACCUGCAAAUACUUGGCUGAACAUGAGUUUCGCACACAUUUAAGCAAAGCCUAGAAACGCUUCCCUCACCAGAACUGUCCCAGUGCCAAAUGAUUUGCAGUCGUUUCCCGCAAGGCUAGCAUCUCAUCUCGCCACGGCUGAGCCAGGCUGCUCCCCUGGGAAAGACACGCCGCCGUGCCAGGAAGGGGACCGUGAGUGCCGGGGCCAUGCUCCUGCCCCGCUGCAACACCCGUGAGCGUGACACGUGGGGUGCAGCACCAGUUUUACAUCCCCACCCAGGAGUCUGACCCCGAAGCAGAGUCCCGGCCCGCGCUGAGCCAUCCCACGCUGGCUGGCUGGCUGCUCCGCUCGGCGCUGAGCGUGCUGGCGCAGGCUUGCCUUCGCCGAGCCGUAUUUAAAUACCACAACGCGCUUCAGAACUCACCCCACCUCCGAGACCGACGGAAAUAAGAGCAGAAAGUGCAGCGGAGGGAUUUGGGGCUGGAAGCCAGGCGUGCCAGGGGAUGAGCUCGCAGGCCUGGAGCUCCCGGUGUUUGGGAUUACAGCUCUGACGGUGGAGUAAUCACCCUUGGGACUGAACCAGAGCAGUCGGGCACCGUGGAGGCCAUUGGACACCUCUCUGCAGGGCUCCCGGCAAGUCACUGGUGGCAGCAGCGACAUCCCAGCCCCCAGGAAUGAGGAACCUCCACCCCUGAAGAUCCCAGCCUUGGGUUUCACAUUGCACCGAGCCUCUGUCCUCACCCUUGCUGGCCCUGCCCACGAUGGCGUUGUGUCUCAAGCAAGUCUUCAACAAAGACAAAACGUUUCGUCCCCGAAAGAAGUUUGAGCCGGGCACCCAGCGCUUCGAGCUGUACAAGAAAGCCCAGGCCUCCCUCAAGUCUGGGCUGGACCUGAAAGCAGUGGUGCAGCUGCCUCCCGGCGAGAGCAUCAACGACUGGAUCGCUGUGCAUGUGGUGGACUUCUUCAACCGCAUCAACCUCAUCUAUGGCACCAUGUCGGAGUAUUGCACGGAAAAGAGCUGCCCCAUCAUGUCCGGUGGACUCAAGUACGAGUACAGGUGGCAGGACGAUAGCAAAUACAAGAAGCCGACCAAGCUGUCGGCUCCGCAGUACAUGUGUAUGCUGAUGGACUGGAUCGAGAUGCUCAUUAACAACGAGGACAUCUUCCCCACCAGGAUAGGUGUUCCCUUCCCCAGGCAGUUCCAGCAAGUUUGCACUAAGAUCCUCACCCGCCUCUUCCGUGUCUUUGUCCAUGUCUACAUCCACCACUUUGACAGCAUCAUCAACAUGGGUGCUGAGGCUCACGUCAACACCUGCUACAAGCACUUUUACUACUUCAUCAGGGAGUUCAGCCUUGUUGACCAUCGGGAGCUGGAGCCUUUGAAAGAAAUGACAGAACGAAUUUGCCACUGAAGCAUUUUGGCAGGCGAACUCAGCCGGCUCAUUUGGAGUCUGAUGGGACAAGACACCCUGUGGUGGGAGACCUCUUCCCAAGGACUCGCUCUGGGCAUUUCAACUCAAUGAACUAUGAACACUGCAGAGAGCCUCUUCAGGCCAGGGCUGAAUCCUAAGACUGCCAAGCAUCUCUGGACAGAUUUUUUUUUUUUUAAUAGAUCCCAGUCUCUGUUGUAUGGCUCCUGUCUUAGAAAGCCACUGAUUUACUGGAGAUUGAGACAAGUUUGGUUGACUUUUGCACACUCUGGUUUCUAAGACUCAAUCCCAUGUCUGAUAACAUCCCUUCAGCUACUUUUCCUCUUGUUUUGUCCUCAGCUACACUGAUCUCCAAAUGUUUUAUUAGUGAUUCCUGCCCUGUGAGGAGCUGUGACCUUGGCUACCGAGUAAUGCCUGCUACCUUUCCCACAUGCAGUGGGUUUGUGAUAACAUCUGAGAUCAGCUCUGCAAAGUUGGUGACAUUUGAUCCCAGCUGCUUUCAUGUGGUUAGUUCCUGAUGUACCGUUUUUAACCAUGAGCUGUGAAUGUCUUUCCUUCUGCCCUAAUUCGUGCUUUCCCAAAGGGACCAUUUUUCCCUGCAAAGGAUAUUUCACUCUUGGCAGAGUGGACUUCGUGAUGUUCUAAGAUGCAUCCAACACUGCUUGGACUAAUGGCAAGGUGGCCCAUGACAGAGGAGGUAAACUAGGCCACUUCUCAGUGUGAUCAGUACAGUCUACCUGAGAAGAGACUCAGGAAGCGGUGGAAAGGAACUGUUGCCAGAAAACAACAUUUUCAACAUGUCAGCAUUUCCUGACAUGUUUUCUUGGCUCAAGAUCAACAGAUGCUGGCUGCAGAAAUUGUUGUUUUUCCAUUAUCCAACCCUACAGCAUAGUAAAUCAUGUGGAGAAGGACUUUAAGAGACAUCUAAUCUACAAUGUUCUUCCAAAAAAGCAAGAUCAGUCCUUCUUAAACCUUUUUGACCUUUUGAAAGCAUACUACUGCUACCUGGUCUGUGCCAUUAUUCCCCUGAAAGGUAUCACAUCUCAAAAUUUCUUCCCCUUCUGCUUGCAAUGCCCAAUAACUAGUGUUGUGUUCCCUGUGACAUUUUUCUUUUGACAAGAGUUGAAGUCUUUUUUUUUCUGUUUUUAGGGAGUUGAAAUCAAAUUGUCUGAGCCACAGCAUUGUUAUGUUUGUAUUUCCUGCCCUUUUUCUGGGAAAGUUUUGUAUACCAGACACAGCUAAUAUUUAUAAUCUGGGCCUUGCCCAUUUUUGGGGUAGGGAGGGGAUGUGGCUAGAAAAUGUAAAUAUUUAGGCCAACGUUAAAGUGCACAAGUGAAUUUUUAGUGCUCAAAGCACUUAUUUUGUUGUGAAAAUCUAUUUUUUUUAAUCUUGUGUACCAGAUGUAUAUUUUUAAAUGGAAAUAAAACAGAGCAAAAUGGACACAAAACCACCUGAUGCAUCAUUCCAAUAUUUUCUGUGUAAAAUAAUCAGUAGAAGUCCAAACAUUUUUUUUUCUGUUACUAAUUAAAGAAACGUUAAUAAUCCUGGUGUA
Molecule: messenger RNA, 2984 nt
Organism: Harpia harpyja (harpy eagle)
Lineage: Eukaryota; Metazoa; Chordata; Aves; Accipitriformes; Accipitridae
Gene: MOB3C
Product: MOB kinase activator 3C
Exons: 6
Coding region: 764-1414 (216 amino acids)
Biological process (GO): signal transduction; positive regulation of protein phosphorylation
Cellular component (GO): cytoplasm; nucleus
Molecular function (GO): protein kinase activator activity
Source: RefSeq, a predicted model, not a curated record